UGUAAACUUCCGGUGACAGAUUUACUUUUACUUCAUGAAGCGAAUACAGUAGCUUUCCAGUAUAUAUUGUGAGAUAUAUGUGCUGUUUCCUGAUGCAGAGUUGCAGAGAAAAGAAGUUUUCAAGGAGUCAUUAACAGGUAAAUCAAGAUGACUGCCAUUAAGCACACUCUCCAUCGUGACGUCUUUCUGCCUCAUGAUGAACGCCUCGUCGGGUUUGUCCAUGUCACCAAAGUUGGACGGAAAAAGAAAACAAGUUUUCUGUGUGCAGCUUUGAACAAUGACCACGAAAGCUCCGUCAAGGCUAGAGUGUGUCAGGUGAUCAAGAAGACCGACAAAGGAGAGUCCUACAAGAAAAAAUCUACUUGGUUGCUACGUGAACUGAAGGUCGUUGAUGGCAAAAGUUCAAGCAAGGAAACAGCCGAGUUUGACCUCCAUUAUGAGAAGAUCUAUAAAUGGGUUGCAAGCAGCGUAGCUGACAAGGAGGCCUUCAUUUCUUGUCUGUGGAAGUUGAGCCAGAGAUGUCUUGUACAAAAGCCUGAUUUCAUCAAUGUCCCCAAACAGUUAUUGGAGGAGGUGAGUAAGCCAUCAGGUGUGGGCCACACUCCCCAGACCGGGGAUGACAUGGCUGUCCUGGAGGAGGACUACCAGGCUUUGACAGGGAAGGAAGAGUCGGACCUCGCUCUUCUCAUGUCCGAGUCUCAGGCUGCCAUCAGUAACGCAGAGUCCUUCGCGGAGCAACUUUCCAAACAGCUCUCCGUGCUGGAUGGGGCUAACAUCCAUUCCAUUAUGGGGUCGGAGGACCAAGUCCUGAACCUGAUGAGGUUGUUAGACGACGGCAUCAACCAAGCGGAGAAGAUUGAGGAUCGCUUGGACUCUUACGAUAAAAUACUUCAGAAUGUGAAGGACCAGAUGGAGAUGAUGAGAGACAAAGAUUCGUUGAUCAACACUCGUAACAAGAACCACCAACAGCUGUUAGAGGACCUGGACAGCCUGGUGAGCCAGCUGGACCUGGAUACCCGCCACCUGAAGGCACUAAGCGAUGGUGACCUCUCCACUCCGGGCGGGAUCUACGAAUGUACGAAUGCUGCCAACGCUCUCCGUAACUGUAUGGCUGUACAGAUACACCAAGCCCUGAGAAAGAUGUCAGCGGUGGAAGAACAACAGAAGCGUUACAGUAAAUUCUCUGCCAGCUUCGCAAAACGUCUGGCACAUCAUCUUAACAACUUAUUCAUCCAUCAGGGUAACGAGAUGGGAGAGACCCUGAGUAGACAGAUGAUCGACUUCAAGAUUCCCCAGCAUCAUUCCAGUCAUCGGGACCUUACGCCAUAUGCAGAUCUCAUGUCUUGGCUAAAAAACGCAGAUCCUAAGAGUUUUAAGGAGCUCUCACAGGUAUACACGACCAGCCUGAGUCGACUCUACACCAAGGAAACACAGGACUUUAUAGAGUGUGCUAAACAGAGACUUGGAACAGGAACAAAGACUGACAAGAACAAACUAGGAGCAGGACUUGCAGGUCAAAGUGCAUCUAAGUUGUCUGGGUCCUCUACAAGUCUACAGGGGAAAAUCCACGAUGCCCGAGGAAGAUCUGGGUCGAUGCAGAGUGUGGACUCAGCCUCUCUGUCCAUGCAUGGCUCUGACUCGGAUCUUGCUAUGAGACACUUGUUUGACCAGGUGCUAGACAAGGUGUUCAGCGAACUGGAACCGUUCUGUCUGGCGGAACAGGACUUCUGUGUCCGAUUCUUUCACCUUGUGGCUGAAUCACAAAAAGGAGAGAAAGAGGAAGAAGAUAAGGAAGGUGGAGACAUCUGGCAACCCCGUAAGCCUGUUCAGUCGGUCGAGAAUUACUAUAUGGAAAAUUUAGGGGAGGGUCUUUUUCAAAGACGUGUCUCAACUCAAAUGCGUCAUAUUAACGAGGAAGUGCGGGGUAUGAUGAGGGACCUCUUCCCGUGUCUGGAAACGAACCUGGACGAUUUCUUUUCUUACUCGGACAGGAUUGAUGGGUUUAACUCCAUGUAUAUGUUGGUGCGGAUGAGUCAGCACGUGAACAAGGCCCAGAACACCGGCUCCUUCCUCAGUGUCACAUUUGCCAGCUGUCUUGUAAAGAUCAAACGCAACUUUGAUAGAUUCAUACAAAACCAGAUUCGUGCUAUCCAAGAGUGUCGAGUGGCCAAGAAGACCAAAUGUGGCAUCAUCAGUUUUGUUCAUACAUUUGAGGACUUUGCUAACCAGGCAGAAAGUAUAUUUCGUGGAUCAGAGAAUCGCCAUGCCCACCUGGACAAGUCAUAUGUCACACUUGUUGCAGUUAUAUUUGAACAGAUUGCAAGGAUCGCUUCAGAGCAUCCCAAGACUCCACGGGAAGUGGUCAUGAUGGAAAACUUCCACCACAUGUUUUCUGUGCUGUCAGCUCUGAAGAUACCCUGUCUGGAGAAUGACCGGAAAGAGGCCAAACAGACGUACCAGGACAAUCUGUACCAAUACACAACUCAUCUCCUGGGUAGGCCCAUGGAGAAGUUACAUGUGUUUUUUGACGGCGUACAAAACAGGGUGGCGUCGGGGGUGAAGCCGGAGGAGGUGGGAUACCAGCUGGCCUUCAGUAAACAGGAGAUGCGCAAGGUCAUCAAAGAGUACCCAGGCAAAGAGGUGAAAAAGAGCCUCGAACAUUUAUAUAAAAAAAUCGAAAAACAGUUGUGUGAGGAAGAAAACUUGCUGCAGGUCACGUGGCUCGCCAUGCAGGACGUGUUCAUCAGACAGUGUAAAUCUCACGAGGACAUCAUCAACAAGUGUUACCCUGAUUCAGGCAUAUCCCUGGAGUUUACUGUCGGGGACGUCCUACAAUACUUUUCGGACAUUGCCCAGUCACAUUAGGAGUGAUGCUGAAAUUAUUGUUGAUGACGCUUUACAAUAUGACAUUCACUAUAGUCAUAUUGGGAAUAACACUUGAGUUUCACAUUAAUGACGUCCUACAAAGCUUCUAUGAUAUUGCUAUAUCAUAUUAGGAAAAGUGCUGAACUAAUGGUGUUAUAUUUUCGAUUAUUUCGCUGGUGUUAAAAAUUUGCGGAUAUUAGUCAAAGCGCGAAUAUAGCGAAAUUAAAACCCCCGCGAAAUAUAACUGCUAUACAGUAAUCAAAUACUAUCUGGUAUGAGUAGGAACACAAUGAUAUGUAAAAUAUCACACUAGAGGGUACAGGUAGAUUUAAUCAUCUUUGGCUUUUCAUCAGUAGAAUCUCUUAAAUGGCCAGGUAUUCCGUCUUUGCGUAUUGCAGUUAUCUUCUCUUGGGAGCAGGUAUUUAUUGUUACGU
This is a messenger RNA of Mizuhopecten yessoensis (Yesso scallop), 3299 nucleotides long. Its product is annotated as exocyst complex component 1-like. Gene Ontology annotation, molecular function: phosphatidylinositol-4,5-bisphosphate binding. The coding region runs from base 148 to 2865 and encodes 905 amino acids. Lineage: Eukaryota; Metazoa; Mollusca; Bivalvia; Pectinida; Pectinidae. Gene Ontology annotation, biological process: exocytosis; Golgi to plasma membrane transport. The transcript is spliced from 25 exons. Gene Ontology annotation, cellular component: plasma membrane; exocyst. The record is from RefSeq and is a predicted model, not a curated record.